Menidia menidia (Atlantic silverside) is the source of this 1153-nucleotide messenger RNA. The record is from the annotation of a GenBank genome assembly. Lineage: Eukaryota; Metazoa; Chordata; Actinopteri; Atheriniformes; Atherinopsidae.
AGAGACCCCGUGGACCCGCAGACCGAACAGGACCCGGUUCGGCGUGGAGACCCCGCGGAUCCAGAGCCAGAACGAACCCACGUAUGCAGAAAUGGCAGCCGGCCACCGCCGUAUCCCACCCGCGCGCCUGCAGGACGAGGGACGACGCUGGGGGGAGCGGCGGAGCCGGAGCCGAGGCCAAACGAGACCCGGACGGUUUCGGAACCGGAUCGCGGCGGUCUGGGCCAGACGAAGGCUGGGCACCAGACUCCAGUCAGAAACUGUACGCCAGGCCCAGGCCUUCAUCACAGACAAUUUGCCACACACAAUGGACACAGCUCCAGCUCCCACUGCCCCAGAUCCCACUGCGGGAACACGCAGAACGGGGGAAACCCUUAGUGGGCGUGGCCAGGGAGUGACGCCACCUCCCCAGCCUCAGAGACUCACCUCGGUGCGGGUGCGGCCGGAGCGGAGCAGGAGAGUCUCACCCGGCCCCCUGCACCUGACACAGGACCCGUUGGAGGGUCCCUCCACCCUCCUGGAUGCUGUUAACCCUCCAUGCACCAGGACUGCAGAGCCCCAGCCGCAAAGAAAAAGGGUGAGGACGGAGUCGGCCCAGAGCCCGGAACUGACGCCACUCCCACCAAUGAACCCCUCCGCUCCCAUCAGAACGGACUUUGCAAGGCUCGAGGCAGGAUUACUGGAGACAGGAAUGGCCUUCUCUGGGACCGGAACGGCGGAGCUCGCUCCCGUUGUCCUGAGAAAGGAGGGCACAAAAAGAAAGUUCCUGCACUUUAAUUUAAAACCUGUGGGAUUUAGGAAUCUUUCCCAGGACUCCGGAGCAGCGGGGGACUCGACCCAGAAUGCUGGGAGGGCCCCCCCAACGCGAGAACAGCAGGCAGCUGGUGGCAGUGACGGCGCGCGCCCCGCGGAGCCGCGGACAGAGGAGGACAGCAGAGGCGCGCCUGCAGCAGCACCAUCAGCACCACGGACAGCGCCCGAGCGGAGCAGCGCACCCGAGCACAACAGCACGCCGGAGCAGAGCAGCAGCGCGCCGGGCCAAACAAACCGGAUAAACCCAGACAUCCCUUUCACCCUGCAUCUACAUGGUUCCCCCCUGAGGGGACCCUGCCUCGUUUCCUCACGGACUGUAUUCGGUCGGAUCUGGAGUUCC